UGCGGGCAGACGUUCGCCAAGAAGCACCAGCUGAAGGUGCACCUGCUGACGCACAGCAGCAGCCAGGGCCAGCGGCCCUUCAAGUGCCCCCUGGGCGGCUGCGGCUGGACCUUCACCACGUCCUACAAGCUCAAGAGGCACCUGCAGUCGCACGACAAGCUGCGGCCCUUCGGCUGCCCCGCCGAGGGCUGUGGCAAGAGCUUCACCACCGUGUACAACCUCAAGGCACACAUGAAGGGCCACGAGCAGGAGAACUCGUUCAAGUGCGAGGUGUGCGAGGAGAGCUUCCCCACGCAGGCCAAGCUCAGCACCCACCAGCGCAGUCACUUCGAGCCCGAGAGGCCCUACCAGUGUGCCUUCUCAGGCUGCAAGAAGACCUUCAUCACCGUCAGCGCCCUGUUCUCCCACAACCGCGCCCAUUUCAGGGAACAGGAACUCUUCGCCUGCUCCUUCCCGGGCUGCAGCAAGCAGUAUGACAAGGCUUGCCGCCUCAAGAUCCACCUGCGUAGCCACACGGGUGAGAGGCCCUUCCUCUGCGACUUCGACGGCUGCGGCUGGAACUUCACCAGCAUGUCCAAGCUCCUGCGGCACAAGAGGAAGCACGAGGACGACCGCAGGUUCACCUGCCCCGUGGAGGGCUGCGGCAAGUCCUUUACCAGGGCCGAGCACCUCAAAGGCCACAGCAUCACCCACCUGGGCACGAAGCCCUUCGUGUGCCCCGUGGAAGGCUGCUGUGCUAGGUUCUCUGCCCGGAGCAGCCUCUACAUCCACUCCAAGAAGCACCUGCAGGACGUGGACACUUGGAAGAGCCGCUGCCCGGUGUCCACCUGUAACAAACUCUUCACCUCCAAGCACAGCAUGAAGACCCACAUGGCCAAGAGGCACAACCUGGGCCAGGAUCUCUUGGCGCAGCUGGAGGCGGCCAAUUCCCUCACGCCCAGCAGCGAACUGACCAGCCAGGGCCACAGUGAUCUCAGUGGCCCCGAGAUAGUGUCUCUCUUCUCCGACGUGCCUGGCGCUGGCUCUGCCGCCGUGCUGGACACGGCCUUGGUCAAUUCGGGAAUCCUGACGAUCGAUGUGGCUUCCGUGAGCUCCACUCUGGCGGGGAGCCUCCCCGCCAGCAGUCCAGAUGCCCUGGGGCCUGCUGUGGAUGCCCGCGCCCUGAGGCCCGCCAGCGACCUGCCCCAGAGUCUGGACACCUCGCUCUUCUUCGGAACCACGGCCUCUGGCUUUCAGCAGAGCCCCCUGGAUCUGGAUGAUGUCUCCAGUGGCAGCGUGGGGCCCUUGGGCUCCCUCGACUGUCUGGCCAUGAAAAACGCAAGCGCAGAGCCCCAGGCUCUGACGCCCAGCAGCAAGUUGACCGUGGACACGGAAGCUCUCACUCCUUCCAGCACCCUCUGUGAAAACAGCGUCUCAGAACUCCUGACUCCAGCCAAAGCCGACUGGCAUGUCCAUCCUGACUCGGACUUCUUUGCGCAGGAGGAAGACAGCCAGUUUGGCUUCUCCAACCCAACAGGAAACCAUGGCUGUCACAAAGAAACAGAUCUUAUCACAGCGACGGGCAGCUCCUUUUUGGUAUGA
Molecule: messenger RNA, 1581 nt
Organism: Dipodomys ordii (Ord's kangaroo rat)
Lineage: Eukaryota; Metazoa; Chordata; Mammalia; Rodentia; Heteromyidae
Product: zinc finger X-linked protein ZXDB
Exons: 1
Biological process (GO): regulation of transcription by RNA polymerase II
Cellular component (GO): nucleus
Molecular function (GO): transcription coregulator activity
Source: RefSeq, a predicted model, not a curated record